AUGUCUUCUGCCAAACGGGCGGACCUAGAAGCCAUGAUGGCUGAUCUAGGAAACAGCCGACUUGAGCAGUUGGCCACAGACGGUGCAUCGCGAGGUCGCCAAGGCCUCGCCGUCAAUAGGCAGCCGCAUUCUACCCAACCUGCUGGACAUCCUUCUAUGAAAUCAACUAGCAAUCUAGCUGAGAAUGCAGGAGCAGCUAGAUGGACAAAAGCUGUGAACGAAGGAUUAUUCAAUGAUGAUGACUACCGAGGAGUGAAGAACCUUGACUCAAUCGACGAUGGCAAUGCUCAUCGCCGUCACAGAGAGCCCAGACAUGGUUCAACCUAUGAUCCGGCUAAUCCUCUUGGCCCUCGAGGUAACCCUAGCAGGAGUUAUUCAUCAGCUGGGCAAACAAGCCGAUUUUCUGGGUUGCCAACCCCUGGAAUUACACAUGGAGUAGGACGUGGUGCACCAGCCCCAGCCCGAGGAGUAACACGACAGCCCCUGUCACUGGCGGGACGAGGAUAUGGUGCUUCGCCAAGCAUACAGAACCCACCUCUUGCAGCAGCAGGGCAUGGGCGUGGCCGUGGACGCGCUUCUACUCCUGUUCUUAGUACACCACAGGGCCUCACAGGUACGAGACCAGUAAUUGCGACCGCAACGGCGCCCAGAGUGCCUUCUGCCGUAGCGUCACAGCAUGGAGGUGGAGCAGGAGCUACGUCGGAAUUGAACAUCGUUCCUCCUAGCAGUGUGGAAAAGGAAUCGCCGAUCAGCAAAGUUCAUGCACAUGAGAAUGGUGUCGCAAAGAAAGCCGAUCAGCCGGUUGAUGCCACCUCCAUUCCACCCCACCUACGACAUCGACAUACCUCUCCGAGGCAGAAGGUGGAACCCGCACCUCUCACUCCCGAGGAAAAGAAUCAGGGGCAAGCUGUCAGCAAGGGUGUGGUUGAGGCCAUAGCUGCCCCGUCAGAUCACAGCCAAAUUGUCUACCGUGAUGAUAAAACCGACACUUCGCUAAUUGUUGGAAAGGAGCGAGCCGGUGUACGCAGUACAGUCACUCUUUAUGUGCAGCCCAAGAUUGACACAGUUUUCUGGGAAGUUAGCACAAAGAGCCUAGUACUCAGGGGUGAUAUCCGAGCUUGCAUUGCACCCUUAGUAGUUGGGGAUCUCUUAUAUCUCCGAAGGCAGGAAAAAAAUACGGCUGGGGUACAGAAUUGCUAUAUCACAUUCUCUAGUAGUUCUGCUGCAGAGAAGUUCAAGACGGCUCUCAAUUUCCAUCGAGACAAGUAUGCAAAUUCUACGGGUGAGAUCUUCAAGGAGACUUCUGAGAACCCAGAUAAGGUUGAAGAACGAUCAGUUAAGAAGACUCCUCUUGCCUUAGAGUCGCCCAAGACGGAGAUGAGCGGACAGACCGCGGUUGAGGAUUUGAUUGACCUUAACAAUGUCGCAUCGCCCGAGAAACUUUCCUCGCGCCCAGAUGAUCUUCAAGAACCACGCGAGCAUUCACGGGAAGCCCCUGUUCACCCCAUAGGUAACCAUUGUGAACCAUCCGGUCCUCGAAGUACACCUACGACUACAUAUCUGUCUGGUGGUUCUGCAUUGCCGGUCAUCGCAAACAUCGCUAAGCAUGACAAUAAAGAUGCUAAAUGUGAGGGCAAUUACGAGGAAUGCUAUAUUGAAGAUUCACGUUAUGAUAUCCUCGGUCAUUCUGUGGAAACCGUUGCGAAAAUCCCUGCUGGAACGCACUUGUCACGAGAGUCCCUUCGCGUCCUUGCUAACAUUACGAACAAGGACUACCAUUCUAUGAACAGGGACUAUCUGUCUAAGGUUCGCGAUUUCCGAACUAUGCUUCCAUCAAACUCUACGAUGCCGUCUCACUUGAUAAUCACGAGAUUGAAGCGAAUGGCUUUGAAUGUUGCAGCGAGAUGGCUGUGGAUGGAUCCUAGCUUUUCAAGUCUACGCUUUAACGAACAGAAACAGGUAUGCGCGGUAGUUUACACCAACGUCAAUCAUGGAAGGAAGAGAAUCAUCCGCCCAAUUGCACAGCUAACUGAGCUGCGACCAUCUCUAACCCUUUGUCCUCGGGAAGUGGUCGAAUUCAACGAGUUCUUGCGAAUGGAUGGGCUGGACAAGAAGUACAACCCUGGUCCGUCUUCGAUUAACUGGGACCGCGAUGCUGAAGAUGUCGCGGGAUAUCUCUCAGGGAACGAAGAGGUGGAGAAGAACCGUAAAGAAGAAGAAACUCGACGUGCAGAAGCAGAGAAGAAACGCGUAGAGCAGAAACGCGUCGAGGAGAAGAAGAAAGAGAAGCAAGAGGAACAGAGGAAGCAAGAGGAGCUGAAGAAACAAGAGGCAGCAAUGAAAAGUGCUUCCAGUCUUACGCACAAUCGAACACUCAAUUUCUUGUUAGACAACGAACUCUCUUCCGAUGAUGACACGACCUCGAGCCGGACUAAUUCCCAGAGAGUACCCGUGCCGCCUGCAUCUUCGGGAAACCCUGAACCAUCGACUCGCAGAACGGCAAACUCACCCGCAUCUACUCAGCUGACCGGUACACUACCAGAACCGAAUAAGAGUAGUACUGAUCACCCUCAUGACAACGGACUGAAUCGGGCGUCAUCAAGUUCCCAUGUGAGUUGCGGUAGUUCUCAUGUCGCGUCCGGUCGAUCAAUUCGCAACAACUAUUAG
Molecule: messenger RNA, 2667 nt
Organism: Annulohypoxylon truncatum
Lineage: Eukaryota; Fungi; Ascomycota; Sordariomycetes; Xylariales; Hypoxylaceae
Exons: 4
Coding region: 1-2667 (888 amino acids)
Source: RefSeq, a predicted model, not a curated record